Podospora pseudopauciseta is the source of this 4287-nucleotide messenger RNA. RefSeq lists its product as uncharacterized. The record is from RefSeq and is a predicted model, not a curated record. NCBI's taxonomy places the organism in Eukaryota, Fungi, Ascomycota, Sordariomycetes, Sordariales, Podosporaceae. The transcript is spliced from 2 exons. Bases 1 to 4287 code for a protein of 1428 amino acids.
AUGGGUGGUCAAUGGUCACAGUUCUUCCCGCCAAAGCCCACAUACACCGAGGCCGACCUUGGGACACAAGAUGGCAGGGUUAUCUUGAUCACGGGAGGCGCCUCAGGAAUUGGCUUGGAGAUUUCUACCAUGCUUUACCGCAAGAAUGCACGCGUGUAUAUCGCAGGCAGGUCAGAAAAGAACGCACGCCGUGCUAUUCAAGCAAUCCAAGCAGCGAACCCUUCGUCCACCGGCACCCUCGACUUUCUUCACGUUGAACUGGAUGACCUGAGGACGAUCAAGUCAUGCGCCGACGCAUUCAAGGCGAAGGAAUCGCGCCUCGACCUCCUAUUUCACAAUGCAGGUGUUUCGCAGCCUCCGCUAGGGAGCGUCUCAAAGCAGGGCGUUGAAUUGCAGCUUGCAACCAACUGUCUCGGACCAUUCCUACUCACUCAGUUUCUACUCCCCCUUCUUCAGCAGACCGCAUCCUCGGCAGCACCAGGAAGCGUCCGCGUCAUAUGGACCAGCAGCCAAAUGGCCGAGUUGAGCGCCCCCAAGGGGGGUCUCAUAAUGGACGAAAUACGUUCACCACCGAAUGACAAGGGCAGGAAUUACACCAACUCCAAAACAGGAAAUAUCUUCUUGUCUGCCGAGCUUGCGCAUCGUCAUCCAGCCAGCACGUCGGGGAUCGUGAGCGUGUCGCUCAACCCAGGAGCCGCUGCCACGAACCUAUUUCGCCACACACCUUUGCUUCCGUACCUGGCGUGGCCACUGAUGUACACUGCAAACUUGGCAGCACAUACGCAACUAUUUGCCGGCAUCUCCCCGGAUAUAACGGUCAACAAUAGCGGGUGUUAUGUCGUUCCUUUUGGGAGGCUGGCGGACUUGAGACAAGACAUUGUUGAAGGAGCAAAGAGAAAAGAGGAAGGCGGACUGGGCCUUGCAGGAGAGUUCUGGGACUGGUGUGAGGAGAGGACGAGAGAUUACAUGGCUGCCAAGGGCAUCUGCACUGCCCAUCCGUUUAGCGCUGCGUUCAAGUCCAGCCGCACUGUAGGAAGUAAUGUUGGGCUUUCCUGCAUGUCCCAGUCAGCCGACAUCCUGAGACAUGGCUUCCAGGUUUAUGUAUAUGUGAUCUCCGCCGUUGCGUCGCAUUCUUUCCUCCCCAAGACUCCGCAUCCAUCCCCCCGCUCGCUGACGGUGUCAACUCAGACUCGGACCAGAAUGCAGGAAGAACACCUCAGCAAAAACGGAAGUGAGGAGGAGGAAGCGCACGACCCAUCGCAUCCUCCAACGGAAAUAUCCGACCAGUCGGGGGAUCAGCACGAUGACAACCCCCUCGACGACGACAACGAGAUUGCUGCGCCGCGAGAGCAGUUGGCUAACAUCUUAUCUAGUGAACAAAUAGAGAGCUGGAGGGACACGCAGGCUCUUGCGUAUCAACUCCUCCUCCAAUCACUGCACUCGGCAAACCAGUCCCACGAAGACCUGCCUCCUGACAUCGACGCUGCAAUCUUCGACAGGAUUAGCUCGCAGUUCCACCAAAACAUCCUGGCCUCCUUCAAUCCUGCCCCCGAGCAACCAACUCAGCUUCCGCUUGAGCCGAAGAAAGUCCGUGACAUCAGAGUCCUGGUCACCAUCGGAGAAAAUGUUUACAGAGCUCUUACUACCUUCCCGGGGGACUUGUUGUUGUGGGAACUUCUCGGCCCGAAGUGGCAGACACGCUACGCCUUGGAUUUCUAUGUUCAUGCAAUCAUAUCCUACGCUGGAGAUGAUCUUUACCGCGCCAUUGGGGGCAUGCUCAUCUUCCCACUGGUGACUACGCUAGGAGGAUUGAACGCCAUCCACUUCCUCCUUGGCUUGCGUCAAGCAACGUCUAUCACAUGGCCUGAUGCCUCUUCCACAAAGAUCCCGCUGGCAAAGCUUGUCGAGGAGUAUACGCUUGACCUCGAGUUGGAACACUGGCUGAAGUAUCUGACCGCCUCCCCGUUCAUCCUGGUGACGCUGUUCCUUCGAGCUACUUACGAAACCAUUCGCUGGAUCUUCCCCAGCAUUUGGCUCAGACUGCCCGCGGUUUCCGCAUUGACUGCUGGAGUUUGUUACCAUCGAAUGUACAACUCCCAGUCUACUAUAGCCCAGAGUGUUGCGCACUGGCCUAGACCCGUUAUUCGAGAGGUACGACGGUUUAUGGUUUUCAUUCUUGAUCUAGAAGCCUCAGUCAGAAUGCAUGCUGUCCGCCUGAUGUGUACAUUCAAGACUCGGGGCCUCGGACAAUACACUUACACGCCUCUUGACGCCAACAACGCCGAGUUUAGGCUGUUGCAGCUGGAACCGAUCUCUGGCGACAACCUCGUUCGCUGUUGGCUGGUGAGCGUACCGCUAGGAGAGCACCGCAGCAAGGAAGCAUACGAGGCAAUCUCAUACCGGUGGGGAAAUGAAAGACGAAACUUUCCCAUUGUCAUUGACGGCAAGCGUUUCUUGGUCACGAGAACCGUCUUUGAGCUUCUCCACGCCCUGCAGACCAAGGACAGGGGUAGGUAUGUCUGGAUCGAUGCCAUCUGCAUUAACCAGGGUCAUGAACACGCGUCAGCCGACAAGCCUGCCUCCGUUGAAGACCUGGAUGAAAAGUCCAACCAAGUUGCGUUGAUGGGGACCAUCUACCGUAAUGCGAGCCGAGUCAUCGCCUGGGUUGGGGGUACGGCCAAUGGACGAGGUGCCCUCUCUUUCAUCAACAAGACCGCCUGUCGAGACCCAGAAGCCAUGGACAACUUCGAAUAUGAGAGAAUCACGGUAGAACUAUGGCCGUGGACGAUCCUUACCACUUGGCUGAGAGUUAUUGAGCUGUUUAAGCAGCCAUACUUUCGCCGCAUGUGGAUGUUGCAGGAAGUAGCCCUGGGGAGAAAGGUCGUGGUAAAGCAUGGAGCUGAGGAAGCCGACUGGGAUGAUAUCUCUCCCCUCGUGAACUUCAUGAUGGGGAGCGAUGGUGAGCCAUUCCUUCACGAACCUGGGUUCUGGACCGUUUGGUACAAUUUUCCGACCACCAUCCUUGGCGUCAAAGGAGCCCAUGUGAUGAGCUUGGUCCGAAACCAAGUCGCCGGGUGGAACGCCGAAGGAAAUCCCCGGUCCGAGCCCGUCAGCCAGGAGUGGGAUCAAGACCGUGUCGGUCGUCUUCCACUGGAUACUUUGCUUGGCCUGACAACGGACCUCUCGGCUUCGAAUAUCAAGGACAAGAUCUAUGCCGUCCUUGGCCUGACGCAGCAAGAAACCCGCCAGCAUAUCAAUAUUGAGUACGACGACACGAUUCUGCCUGCUGGAGAUUUAUUGCGCGACAGUGCCAAGCACAUCUUGACUGGUCGCCAUGAGCCUGCCGAACGAUUGGGUCUCGCCGGCUGGGGCUUCGAGCUAUCUGGGCUUGACGCUGAUGAUGACCAUAUCUGGGCGGCUUCGCCCUGGUCGUUCAUUGUGCUAUGGAUGAGGCGGGUGCUGUGGUGGAAAGCGCCUGCAUCACUGCUGAGUCUCCCGUCGUGGGUGCCUCACUGGACACUGAGCAGGUUUCAACUGCCUGCUAUGGAACCUAUUGGAUACAAUGCUGGUGCGCAUGGCACAAAACUCUUUGAGGAGAUCCCGGGUCGACCCAAUUGCAUACGAGCCUCAUUAUCUAUCGUGGACGAAAUCGAAUUGCUGGGAAAGCCCUUUUUGACGGUAGUAGAGUUGCUGGAACGCCCAACAGCCUUUUUAAACAACAUACGUGCCUUCGUUCUAGAGGCAAAGAGCUUCGCAGCUCAGCUCCACAGGGAUGCGCUCGCGCGCGAAGAACCGAUCUCCGAGGAUGGAUUGGUAGAGGCGCUGUACCGGACGAUAUUUUGCGAUUAUGCCACGGGGUCCUUGCCCCCGAUGGACACGUCCGUUCUUUUCCAACACGUGUCUACUUGUGAGGCUCUCCUCGCGGCGAAGGGAUACCCAAGACAGGCGGACGGCAAGGCUCAUGAGAAGCUCGGUUUCGAGCUCGGUCGGUCAAUUGGGGGUAAGAGCUUCUGCGUCACGAAGGGCGGGAGAUUCGGGAUCGUUCCUCCAAGGAGUCGGGUUGGCGAUAGCAUUGUGAUGGCAUGGGGCACCCCUUUGCCGCUGGUUAUGCGAUCGGCGUUGCGACAUCAAGAGCUGCUGUUGAGAGAGCCUGGGAAACAAGCACCGAUAGUUGGGCCUUUGGAAGGAGAUGAGCAUGUGUUGAUGGGGGGCUGCUACGUGCAUGGAGUGAUGCUGGGUGAGCUGCGGCCCACGGAAUAUCCGCCAGAAAUGGUGGUUCUGAGAUGA